AAUCAGGACUGACUCUGAUUUAGCGUGUUCCUAAAUCAGAGCACAGUGUUUGCACAGUAUUUCCAUGUGCUUCUGCUUCCCCGAGUAAUGCCCCCCACCCACUCUACUGACCAUUUCUCUCUUGGCCAGAGAAUCCACAGCCUUUCUCGCGUGGGUUUGUAGGUGGCCAGGCUUUGCAUUUUCUCCUCUCUUUUCUUUCGGUAAUUCUCCUCUCCCCGUGGCUCUCUUUCUUCGCAUCUCAGGCAAACCCACGGCGGACUCCCCUCGUGGGCAGAGAAUCUCCAGCCUUUCUCACGUGGGUUUGCAGGUCUCCAGGCUUUGCAUUUUCUCCUCUCUUUUCUUUCGGCAAUUCUCCUCUUCCCAUCGGUCUCCUCUUCGCAUCUCAGCCAAACCCACGGUGGCCUCCCCUCUUGCCCAGAGAAUCUCCAACCUUACGCGCGUGUGCUUGCAGCCAAACCCACGGCGGACUCCUCUUCUCGAGUUGAUGAGAAAUGCUUCAAGUAAAGGGCUGAUUGUGAGCAAUCGACGGAAGCUCCACAUUCGGUAUCAAUUUCGGCGAUACUACCAAAGUAAGGUCAUUUAUCGCCUUCGCCGAAGAGGUAACAGUCGGGAAAUUUACACAAGUCCUGCAUCCGUGUUUGGAUCUCUGCCUGCGGUGUCCUUCAUCUCCUCAUCAGACUCGAACACUGAAAAGAUGCCUAAGAAAAAUCCAGAUGAGAGGCCGUUGUAUUGGAGUCCUGCAGCAGAGGAGUUUCUACUUGAGCAACUAUACGAAUACAAUGACAUAAACCACGGGAAGCUACUAGGGAAUCAUGACUAUAACCAAUGGGCUGCUCGGAUGGCCACCUUUUUCGAUGGAUAUGUACCCGACGGUGAACGUUUGAGGGAGAAACGACGCCGACUUGGCAACCUUUACUCAGCGUAUAAAACGCUGCAAGACCAUACUGGAGUAGGGUGGGAUCCUAUCAGUAAAACUUUUACAUGCUCGGAGGAACUACGGACAUCUCUUUGCAAGGAUACAGCCCGAAAAUGAGGAAUGCGAUAGAACGGCCUCUGCAAGGCGUCGAUGGAGAUUUAAGGCCCCAAUAGGCGUUGUCACGGCUGCAGCCGCUUACUUGGCUACUGACAUUGUAAGAAGGCCAAUGCACAAUUCGGCAUUAAGGGGCAUGGACAAGGUAAAUGAGCUGUUAGCAAACAGCAAUGAGAAUGCAAUGUUCAACAAAGUGCGUAUGGGACCACGUGAUUUUAUGAUACUAUGUGAAAUGCUAACUGAUAAAGGGUUGCUACUGUUGGGAAUAGUAUCCUAGAAGCAUGAGAUGUAAUAUGAUAUUUAUUAUUUAAUUAAUAAAAGAGUU
Molecule: messenger RNA, 1355 nt
Organism: Morus notabilis
Lineage: Eukaryota; Viridiplantae; Streptophyta; Magnoliopsida; Rosales; Moraceae
Exons: 4
Coding region: 485-1033 (182 amino acids)
Source: RefSeq, a predicted model, not a curated record